UAUUGUAGUCAAAGCACCCACUGCGCGCACGUUGAUUGCAAUCUGGCACUACAUUUCCCAAAGAUCAUCCGCCCAGCAUAUCUGGCUGCCAGUCACAGUCCAUGACUAGAGAGUUUCUAAACACCAGGCUGUUCUUUCUGCGUGAACUGAACUGUCACUUCCAAAAGCAUGAACGAAAGCCCAGAAGCUGAGACGUUUCCUGUGGAAAUGGAAUCAUCAACAACAGCCUUCUCUCAGGUUGUCUUUGUCGAUGUUCCGCGUUCUUAUCUACCCAACACCACUGUCACCUGUUGUUACACUUUGACGGCCGGACUGCAACCAAAUCCCAGGGACUGGAUUGGGGUCUUCAAAGUGGGUUGGAACACCACUCAGAACUAUCACACCUUUUUGUGGGUGGAACCAUGCUUGGAUCGAUUAGGACCAGACGCUGUGAAACAACAAGUAGUGUUUAAUGAAUACUACCUCCCUAAGGAUGAUGGGGAUUACCAGUUCUGCUAUGUGGACAGCAACGGUCAAGUGAGAGGAGCCAGCACUCCCUUCUGCUUUGAGAACCCCCAGGAUCAUGUCCUGUAUACCAGCCUGGAUAAUGACAUUUUGGUCAUCACAACACAGGAGCAAACAGAGCAGAUGGAGAAGGAGAGGGAAGAACUCCGGCGAGAGAUGGAGCAGAUCAAGGAGGAGAAACAGACCCUGAGGAACGAGCUUGAUGAAAAACUGAAGGAGAUCCACAGCCUCAAGCUCACCAUUGAAGAGAUGAAAAACUCCAAGAGCGCAGAUACUAAGCUGCAAGGUGAUGAAAGCACAAAUGUGCCAAUGGAACAGUCGUGCCAUGAAUUAGAUGCUGUGUCUGACUUAAAGCAGUCACAAGAGAGCCUUGAACAAUCCUCUGUUGAUGGCAAAUAUGGAAAAGCCUUGCAGAAGAUAGAUCGGCUGAAGCAGGAACGAAAGGAGCUUAGGGCAACUGCAGAAAAACAACAAACACAGAUCACACAGUUAAACUCAAAAGUGAAAGAGAUGGAGCAGGACCAGAGCAGACUACAGGAUAAUGUUCAACUCCUUCAGGUGGACCUCAAGAGCAGUCAGAAGGAGAUUGAGAAGUCGGUUGCUGAGACACAGCAGGUGGAAGCGCUGAAGAGAGACUUGGAAGGCCUGAGGAGAGAGAACGAGAGUCUGAACACCAGUCUGUCCACCCUAACACCCCAGAGAGAGGAUGGAAGCGAUACAAAGGCCCAAAUGGAGACUUUGCUCAACCAGCUCAAAGAGACCAGGGUCCAGCUGCGGCAGGAGAUUCAGAAUUGCAAAGACGCCCGCAGACGGGCCGAGGUGGCCGAGCAGGCGCUGAGCGAGCUCAGGGGUCAGCUGGAGCAACAGGCCGAAUCUGCGAAUGGAUCCCAAAGCAAGGAGAACAUUCUGGAGAUGAAACUCAAGGAGGCACUGAAGAAUGUUGAUGACCAGGCAGUCAUCUUGGACCUGGCAAAGGAGGAGCAGGAAGAAUUUCUUAAGAAAAUUCAGGAACUCGAGACUGAAGUGGAUCUGUUGAAAGGGGAGCUGGCCCGCGUGAAGCCAGGCACUCCGGCUGCCCCAGACUCCACAGAGCAUUCCUACGGUAGCUUCCCCUCUUUCACUGAUCCCGGCGCUGAAGCGCAACAGGACUCACUCCUCUAUGGGAAUCCUUAUGCCUCUACAGAAAAAACAGACGGUGCCAGUGAGGACACGGUGCUCAAGUGCCAGCACUGCCUGAUAGCCUUCCCUGGCAUCAGCAGGGAGGAGCUGAUGGCGCACGAGGAGAGCCACAAAGUGUGUCCCAUCUGCACACUCAUCUGUGACGAGAUGGAGCAGCCAGAGUUUGAGGAUCACGUCUACGGUCACGACUUGUAGAGUGCUGCAGUGUGUACUGAAGAUCACGUCUACCCUCACGACUUGUAGAGUGCUGCAGUGUGUACUGAAGAUCACGUCUACCCUCACGACUUGUAGAGUGCUGCAGUGUGUACCUUUGUUUCUGACAUUAGAUGGUGAUCUCUUGAUAAGUUUAUUCAUUUAUCAGCAAGAAAAUAAUUUAGCACAAAUUCCAUUGUCGUCGUUUUGAAGUUAUUAGUUACAAGUAAAUUGGUGAUUUGAUUUUAUGGCAUGUGGUACAUAUACUGUAACUGUAUAAUGCUGUUAAAAUAACUGUAAUUACCUUUGAAAGCACUUUAACUGCACAACACAAAGACAUUUAAGCGUCUUUGUCAUAACAUGCUACUACAUUAUGUUUAUAAGGAAAUUUGGUUGUCUGACUAUAUCUGGGAAAAGGUUAAGAACACAUUUAUGACCCUGUUGCAAAGAUUAUACUGACGAUUAAAACAAAAAAUAAAGCUUAAGUUCAUUUAUUUA
Messenger RNA from Sardina pilchardus (European sardine), 2373 nucleotides. RefSeq names its product calcium binding and coiled-coil domain 2 (gene calcoco2). The transcript is spliced from 14 exons. The record is from RefSeq and is a predicted model, not a curated record. Bases 169 to 1878 code for a protein of 569 amino acids. NCBI's taxonomy places the organism in Eukaryota, Metazoa, Chordata, Actinopteri, Clupeiformes, Clupeidae.